Miscanthus lutarioriparius is the source of this 3672-nucleotide messenger RNA. NCBI's taxonomy places the organism in Eukaryota, Viridiplantae, Streptophyta, Magnoliopsida, Poales, Poaceae. The record is from the annotation of a GenBank genome assembly.
AUGGGGGAUCUUGUGGUUGGAUUGGCGAAGUCGGUGGUGGAGGGGGUACUAACCAAGGCCCAGUCGGCUAUUGAGGAAGAGUCAAAGCUGCGGCAGAGUGCACAGAGGGACCUUGUGUUCAUCACAGGUGAAUUUGAGAUGAUGCACUCCUUUCUCAACGUCGCCAAUGAAGAGCGUGCCAAGAACAACGUGGUGAGGACAUGGGUGAGGCAGGUCCGUGACCUAGCCUACGAUGUGGAGGAUUGCAUUGAGUUUGUUGUUCACUUGGAUAACCGGCCCCACUGGUGGCGCCGCUUCAUACCAUCAUGUAUGGCAGCAUUGGCGCUACCCAUAGAUGCAGUAGUCACCGAGAUAGAGCAGAUCAAGGCCAGGGUCGAGGAUGUUAGCAAGAGGAACUCGCGCUACAGCCUCAUCAGUGACUCUGGAUCCAAACCAGUCAUGCAGCAACAACCCACAACCAGCCCUGCUAAUGGCGCAACAGCACGUGACAUGUUUGCUGAGGCAAGGGACACCACAAAAAAGCAGCAAGGCAUAGGGGAUCUCACACAGUUGAUCACCAAAGAAAAUAGUGAUCUUGGAGUGAUCUCGGUGUGGGGGAUAGGUGGUGAUCUUGGUAGGACAUCCAUCAUAAGGAAAGCCUACCAAGAUCCAGAAAUCUGCCAAAACUUUGGAUGCCGUGGCUGGAUCAGGUUGACAUAUCCUUUCAAUCCCCACAAAUUCCAGCAGAGCUUAGUGACUCAGUUCUACACAAAUUCUUGCUUACAACAAGGAACCACUGUAGAUGUAGCUGAACUGAAAAGGAUGGAGAGAACAGGAGCAAAGCAAGGAGGGCUCCUUGAAGAAGUCAUGAAGCAAGCGAAUGAGAAGAGGUACCUAAUCGUCCUGGAAAAUGUGUGCACAAUGGGAGAGUGGGAUGCCAUCAGGGCAUGCCUACCCGAUAGGCAGAAGGGCAACUGGAUUAUCGUGUCAACAGAGAAACGAGAAAUCGCAAGCUUGUGUAUUGGACACUCGUACCAAGUGUUGGAGCUUAAACAGUACUCAGCCGAGCACCCUGUAUGUGUGUUCUUCAAGGAGGGUCCUCAGGGCAAGGAGACUGGAAGAGUAAUGUCAAGCAACAAUGAGAAAUUAAUGGAGGAUGAAGUGAAUCACGGGGCAGGUCUUACUUCCUAUCACAGAAUUCCAACCUCAAGAAAGGCUGUAGCCAGUAGCUGGUUUGACCAGUUUAGCCUUGUUGGACGUGAAUCACAAAUGAACGAACUUCGUAACUUUCAGACCACAGCACGUUUCAAUGAUUGGCAAGUGAUGUCUGUGUGGGGGAUAGCAGGUGUUGGGAAAUCAGUUCUAGUCAGAAAUUUGUAUUAUGAAAGAAUGCUUCAAAAGGACCCAAUAUUUGACAAGUAUGGUUGGGUUCUGGUGUCCCAUCCAUUCAAUCUGAGGGACUUCUCUCGGAGCUUACUUUUGGAUUUUCAUUCAAAACCUAUUGAAGACUUGGGAAUCGAAGACCCUAUUCAGGAAUGCCAUAAGCUUCUAAAAGAACAUCCGUGUCUUGUUGUUAUUGAUGAUGUACAGUCUACAGAAGAAUGGGAUUUAAUACAACCUUCCCUGGUAUCUAGACAUUCCAAGAGUGUUAUCAUUGUCAUCACAACUGAAGAAAGCAUUGCCACAUAUUGUGCAGACAAUGAAGAGGUUGUGUUUAACGUGAAGGGCCUAGAAGCUCAAGCAUCCUUUGAUCUCUUCAGAAAAGAGGUACAAAAUAAAAACCAGGCAUCACCUCUAAAGAAUUCAGAUGACAAAGAGCUAGAACAACUUAUUGUGAAGUGUGGUAGACUUCCUAAAGUAAUAGUUGCUGUAGCCAAGUUUUUGGCACCCAAGACAGUCACAUGUAUGGAGAGCACUAGAACGCUUAAUCGCAGAUUUAUGCACGAGCUUGAGAGCAACCCUGAGUUUCGUGGUCUGAGAGAUCUGUUUGGUUGGAUGCAUUCCUACUUCCGUACAUGCCCAGAUUUCCUAAGGCCAUGUAUAUUCUAUAUGUCAAUAUUCCCUGGGUCCCAAAUCAUUCGGCGGAGGCGUUUGGUGAUGCGAUGGGUUGCUGAGGGCUACUCUAGGGACACUAAAGACACUACUGCAGAGGAGAAAGGGGAGAUCCUCUUCUCAAUGCUCGUCAACCUGAGCAUGAUCCAGCCACCAAUGUGCAAAGCCAUCACACACAUGAGAAUGAUCCAAUGCCAAGUCAGUGCUUUCUUCCACGAAUACAUCAUCUCACGUCCAGACGAAGAGAAUAUUAUAUUUGCACUGGAGGUCUUUGCACUGAAGGGGCGUUGCCUUCCAACCACCCAGCGCACAGGACGCCACCUUGUAAUAGAGAGCAGCUGGGACAGAGACAGGAUUGUGUUUGAAAGCAUUGAUUUUUCACGUCUACGGUCAUUAACAGUGUUUGGGGAGUGGGAAUCAUUCUUCAUCUCUAAUAGUAUGAAGGUGCUUCGAGUGCUCGAUCUGGAGAAUGCAACAGGUGUGACAGAUAAAGACCUCAAGCUAAUGGUGAAGCUUCUUCCUCGCCUCAAGUUUCUAUCUCUGCGAGGAAGCAGUGGGAUCCGCCAUCUGCCGAGCUCAUUGGGUGAGUUACGGCAGCUUGAGACUCUGGAUGUCAGGCAUACCUCCAUAGUUACCUUGCCAGCAUCUAUCACCAAGUUAAAGAAACUGCAGUACAUCCGUGCUGGCACAACUUUCCCAGCAGGGGAACCAUCAACACCAUGCAGAUCUCAUCAAUUAGUUGGUGUUGAGGUGCCAGUAGGUAUUGACAAGCUGACUGCUUUGCACACGCUUGGUGUUGUCAAUGCUGGUCUUGCAGGGGGCAAAGACUCCCUCAAAGAGCUCAAGAAGAUUACCCAAUUGCGCAAGCUUGGAGUGUUUGGUGUCAACAAGAAAAACUGCAUGGAAUUCUGUGCUGCCAUCGCAUGCCAUGUCCGUCUGGAAUCCUUGUCAGUGUGGCUCAGCAAGGGCAAUGAAGAAUGUUUGGAUGACAUUUCCUUGCAUCUGGAGAAGCCUCUAGAGAAAAUUCAGCAGCAGCCCCAGGGGAAGGGUCUGGGGAAGACUCAGCAAAGGCCUCAGCAUAAGCCCCAGGAGAAGCCUCACCAGAAGACUCAGGGGAAACCUCUAGGGAACCUUCAGAGCCUUAAGCUAUGUGGUCUUGUAAAACAAGUGCCAUCAUGGAUCAAAGAUCUUCCCAAACUCACAAAGCUGGAACUGGAGAUAACCAUGUCAGAAGAAGUUGAAGUAAUUAAUGUUCUUGGGGAAAUAAAAGAAUUAUGUAUUCUACGUCUUUGUGUCAAGCCACAUCAUGGUGCUGAUGGCAAGCUUGAUUUUUGUGUCUGGGUGAAUGGAAUACAGCAGCGCUGCUAUUUAAACCUCAAGAUCCUCGAGAUUACUUGCAGCUCAAAGUUAAAUGUAUCCUUUGGAUCAGAAGCAAUGCAAAAUCUUGAGCUGCUGACAGCUCGCUGCUGUAGUGGGUCAACAUUGAAGUUUAUGGAGAUAAAGAAUCUAUCUAAACAAAAACUCAAGGAAGCCCGGCUUAUCGGUUCCCAUGACACUGCACUCAAGGAUGACAUUGAGAAGCAACUGGAGGAGCAUCCAAGGAAUCCUCCUUUGAAGCUGGAGGAACUGGAAGGAUGCUGA